Molecule: messenger RNA, 1119 nt
Organism: Scomber japonicus (chub mackerel)
Lineage: Eukaryota; Metazoa; Chordata; Actinopteri; Scombriformes; Scombridae
Gene: hsd3b1
Product: hydroxy-delta-5-steroid dehydrogenase, 3 beta- and steroid delta-isomerase 1
Exons: 3
Coding region: 1-1119 (372 amino acids)
Biological process (GO): steroid biosynthetic process
Molecular function (GO): 3-beta-hydroxy-Delta5-steroid dehydrogenase (NAD+) activity
Source: RefSeq, a predicted model, not a curated record
AUGUCUCUGAGAGGGGAUGUGUGUGUGGUGACUGGAGCUUCUGGAUUCCUGGGGAAAAGACUGGUCCGGCUGCUGCUGGAGGAAGAGAAAAUUGCUGAGGUUCGACUGCUGGACAAACGUGUACCCCCCCAACUUGUACAGAUUCUGGAGGACUGUAGAGGUGACACAAAGGUGAGUGUUUUUGAGGGGGACAUCAGGGAUGGAGAUUUCCUACAAAAAGCCUGCCGAGGCGCAUCGAUCGUCUUCCACAUCGCAUCCAUCAUUGACCUGACUGGAUCAGUGGAGGACAGCGAGAUGUAUGGGGUCAAUGUCAAAGGAACACAGCUGCUCCUAGAAGCGUGUAUUCAAGAGAACGUGGUGUCCUUCAUCUACACCAGCACCAUUGAGGUAAUGGGCCCAAAUGCCAAAGGUGAACCUAUAAUCAACGGCAAUGAGGACACAUUUUACAACUCCUCCCUGAAGUUUGCCUACAGCAAAACCAAAAAGGAGGCUGAGCAGAGAACCCUCCGGGCCCACGGCGAGAUGCUCAAAAACGGAGGCCGACUGGCCACCUGUGCCCUCAGACCCAUGUACAUCUUUGGAGAGGGUUGUCGCUUCCUCCUGGGCCACAUGGGUGAUGGGAUACGAAACAAGGAUAAGCUGUUCCGAAUGUCUUUACCAGAAGCCCGUGUGAAUCCUGUCUAUGUGGGUAACGUGGCUGUGGCUCACAUCCAGGCAGCCCGCAGCCUCAAAGAUCCACCAAAAAGAAAUGCAAUCGGAGGAAAGUUUUACUUCAUUUCAGAUGAUACACCACCCGUGAGUUAUUCGGACUUCAACCACGUCGUGAUGUCACCUCUGGGCUUCCGCAUUCAAGAGAAACUCCCGAUGCCGCUCGGCCUGUUCUACAUGUUCUGCUUCUUUUUGGAGAUCAUGUGUGCGAUUCUCCGCCCUUUUAUACACAUCGCUCCACCUCUGAACCGGCAGCUCCUCACCAUGUUGAACACACCGUUCACCUUCUCCUAUCAAAAAGCUAAGAGGGACCUGGGAUACAUCCCCAGAUACACCUGGGAGGAAGCACGCAAAAGCACCAUGGAAUGGCUUGCCUCCCAGUUGCCACAGGAGAGGGAAAGAAAAAAAUAA